CACCGACGUAGGGAGGGGGAAAAAAGAAAACCCCCAGGGAAGAGGGAAGGGAGGCAGCGAGUGUAGGCACCGAGCAGUCUCCAACCACUGAGGCGAGAGGGAACGCGAUCUGGGGAAACAAACUCCGCAUCAAUAAUUUGAGUUUGGAGCCCAGUGCUUUCAGAGAUUCGGAGCGCACCUCCCCAGCUUCGCCCGAGUUGAGACAGGGCAGCGCAGGCAAAGGGGCGGGCAAUUCGACCGAGAGCGGCCGAACUGGCUGGUGGCACACGCUGCGCCGGGAGACACCCGCAAGAGAGCGAGCAGAGCCCGGCUCGCGGUGAGCGCUACAAGGAGGGAGCGCACCGCGCGAGCAGGCGGGAAGGGAGCGGGCCUCCGCCGAGGCCGAGGAGGCGCUGCAUGGACAGCAUGAGCUUCUCCGGGAGCCCCGGCGCGGGGCCCGCAGGGAACUCCAGCCCAUGGUGGCCUCUGGACGCCAGCGGUGCCAACACCAGCUGGGAAGCGGAGGCGCUCGGGAAAGAUGACAGCCCGCUGGCGGACGAGCGCAACGAGGAGCUGGCCAAGCUGGAGGUCGCCGUGCUGGCCGUGAUUUUCGUGGUGGCCGUGCUGGGUAACAGCAGUGUGCUGCUGGCGCUGCACCGCACGCCUCGCAAGAUGUCCCGCAUGCACCUCUUUAUCCGCCACCUCAGCCUGGCCGACCUGGCCGUCGCUCUCUUCCAGGUGCUGCCUCAGCUGUGCUGGGACAUCACCUACCGUUUCCGCGGACCCGACGGGCUCUGCCGCGUGGUGAAGCACCUGCAGGUGUUCGCCAUGUUCGCAUCGGCUUACAUGCUGGUGGUCAUGACCGCCGACCGCUACAUCGCAGUGUGCCACCCGCUGAAGACGCUGCAGCAGCCGGCGCGCCGCUCGCGCCUCAUGAUCGCUGCCGCCUGGGUGCUGAGCUUCGUGCUGAGCACUCCACAGUACUUCGUCUUCUCCGUGGUCGAAGUGAGCAACGUCACCAAGGCCUACGACUGCUGGGCCAAUUUCAUCCAGCCCUGGGGUCUCCCCGCCUACGUGACCUGGAUGACCGGCAGCAUCUUCGUGGCGCCCGUGGUCAGCCUGGGCACCUGCUACGGCUUCAUCUGCUACCACAUCUGGCGCAACGUCCGCGGAAAGACUGCGGUGCGCCAGGGCAAGGGCGCCCGCGCGGAGGGCGCAGGUGGCGCCUUCCACCAGGAGCUCCUGCUCGCGCCGUGCGUCAGCAGCGUGAAGACAAUUUCCCGCGCCAAGAUCCGCACGGUGAAGAUGACCUUCGUGAUCGUGACGGCUUACAUCGUUUGCUGGGCGCCCUUCUUCAUCAUCCAGAUGUGGUCUGUCUGGGAUAAGAAUUUCCCCUGGGUCGAGUCGGAAAACCCGGCCACCACCAUCACUGCAUUACUGGCUUCCUUGAAUAGUUGCUGCAAUCCCUGGAUAUACAUGUUUUUUAGUGGCCAUCUCCUGCAAGACUGUAUCCAAAGCUUCCCAUGCUGCCAAAACAUGAAACAAAUAUUCAACAAAGAAGAUUCUGACAGUAUGAGCCGAAAACAGACUUCCUUCACUAACAACCGAAGCCCCACAAAUAGGACCGGCGUGUGGAAGGACUCAGCUAAAUCUUCCAAGUCCAUCCAAUUCAUUCCUGUUUCAUCCUGAGCAUGCAGCCUGACUCCUGUAAUGGACUUUUCAGCCCACUGAUUGAAUCCAGCUAGAAAUUAUUAGAACAAAUAUAAGAUAAAUCAAUCUGUUGAGUACAAGACUGUGUUUCUAGUUGCAUUUUCACAUUGCUACAAGCAAAAGCUAUGAAUUGUUUUAUAUGGAAUGUUAAUAAAAACAUGCCACACUAAAA
Molecule: messenger RNA, 1861 nt
Organism: Aethalodelphis obliquidens (Pacific white-sided dolphin)
Lineage: Eukaryota; Metazoa; Chordata; Mammalia; Artiodactyla; Delphinidae
Gene: AVPR1A
Product: arginine vasopressin receptor 1A
Exons: 2
Coding region: 397-1668 (423 amino acids)
Biological process (GO): cellular response to hormone stimulus; regulation of systemic arterial blood pressure by vasopressin; G protein-coupled receptor signaling pathway
Cellular component (GO): plasma membrane
Molecular function (GO): peptide binding; vasopressin receptor activity
Source: RefSeq, a predicted model, not a curated record